This is a messenger RNA of Symbiodinium sp. CCMP2456, 1008 nucleotides long. NCBI's taxonomy places the organism in Eukaryota, Dinophyceae, Suessiales, Symbiodiniaceae. The record is from the annotation of a GenBank genome assembly.
AUGUUGAAAGCAGCAUGGACGAUGAGGUGUUACCUGGUGAGAUUGAGUUUGUUGUACCUCUCUUGCUGCGCGGGCGGCGGAGUGAGCAACGUUCAGUUUACGGACACUAAUACUGGCGAGUACUCGUUGGCGGGUACGGUCUCUUGGGACCCACCUGCAGAUGUAUCUUUAGUUGGGAGCUAUACUGUGUGGCUGGCACACGACAACUCGCAGGACAACUAUGCCCUGAUCGAGUUUCUUGCAUCGAAAGUUGUGGUGAACAGCUUAUUGCCGGAUCCAAAUCGAUUCUACGUGCCCGUGGGUAUCAACCAAGUAAGUUUAUCGGCAGCCAACGCAGAUCGUAGCUUGCAAUUCGGAUACAAGGCGCAGUGGGUCAUCGUCCUGACCAACCGACCAGCCGCUUGGUUAAAGUUGCAGUAUACAGAAAAGCAUGCAGCCGUUUCAAGAAGCCUCGCAGAAAUGGAGACUCGAGUCAAAGUUUCGGAUCUGACAGAGGAGUUUGAAGAGACCCGAAAAGAGAAGCGAGAAUCCGAUGAAGGACAGGAGAGGGAGUUUCUGCAGAGACCGCCUUCCAAGAAGCUGGUCUUGCAAAUUGCCUCAGUGGCGCUUUAUGACACAUCUAGCCGGACAUUGGGUGGUGACAUCGCGGUGGCGAGCGUUCAGUUCACGGACGACGACUUUCAUGAAAAUUCCAUCGGAGGCACUGUGAGUUGGCAGCGUGGUGCUGCAACCACAGACUUUGGCUUUGUGUCGGAGUUCCAGCUGUACUUGGCAGAGGAUGCUUUGGGGACCAACGAACGGAUGAUCGGCUCAGUGGGUGCGAGUCAGUCGUCCUACGAAAUUACAAACGGUACUGCUGCCACAGAGCGCUUUCUCUUUGUUUAUGCCGCCAAUCCGAACGGCCGGGCUACACAGGGCACGUUCACAGGCUUUCCGGACUGGUGGGUGACGCUUGGCAUAGCUGUGCCAGAAAAGCUAACAAAGAUUGAUGUGUGGGAUGGCGACACA